Helianthus annuus (common sunflower) is the source of this 900-nucleotide messenger RNA. RefSeq names its product putative disease resistance RPP13-like protein 1. Gene Ontology annotation, biological process: defense response to other organism. Gene Ontology annotation, molecular function: protein binding. The transcript has a single exon. Bases 1 to 900 code for a protein of 299 amino acids. NCBI's taxonomy places the organism in Eukaryota, Viridiplantae, Streptophyta, Magnoliopsida, Asterales, Asteraceae. The record is from RefSeq and is a predicted model, not a curated record.
AUGGCGGAAGGUUUUUUGAACCUGUCAUCUUCAAACAAGUCAAUGGAACGCUUAGGUCUUGAAUAUUUGGAAGAGUUGUUGUCAAGGUCAUUGUUGCAACAUGCACCUAAUGACAAAUCAUCGUUUGUUAUGCAUGACUUGCUGAAUGACUUGGCUACAUCUGUUGCUGGAGAAUUCUUUUCAAGAUUAGACAUUGAGAUGGUACCGGAUGUUAGGAAGGAAACCUUGGAAAAGUACUGCCAUAUGUCAUUUGUUUGUGAUGAAUAUAUAGCUUACCCGAAGUUUGAUCCAUUCAAAACAGCUAAAAGUUUGAGAACAUUCUUAUCCUUACAAGGAAAAGAUAGUUUCGAAAAGUUUUACUUAUCUAGUAAGAUUUUAGUUUACUUACUUCCCGAAUUACCAAUGCUAAGGGUUCUAAGUUUGGGAAAUUUAUGCAUCAGCGAGGUGCCAGAGACCAUUGGCAGUUUGAAACAUCUCCGAUAUCUUAAUUUAUCUAACAACCCAAUCACGCAUUUACCAGCAAGUGUUGGCAAUCUCUACAAUUUGCAAACAUUAUUACUUUAUGGUUGUAGUGACUUAAUUAAGUUUCCCAACAACUUCUCAAAGCUUAAAAACUUGUGGCAUUUGGACAUUCAUUUUACUCCGCUUUUGAAUAAGUUCCCCCCACUACAAGGCCUGAGAAGAGAGUUCGAGACUCUCCAGAUGAAAGAUGAUGAAGCUGUUGCAGAUUUCUUGUCAAGAGUCAUGACGAAUGUUAAUCAGAAGAGAGCAUAUGGAGAGGUGGUGUCUAACCAACAAGUGGUGGAAAAAGUGCUGCGAAGUCUUCCUACAAAUGGGAUCACGUUGUCACAGCCAUGGAAGAAUCAAAGGAUUUGUCUAGGCUUACCUUUGAUCAACUGA